Pocillopora damicornis (cauliflower coral) is the source of this 726-nucleotide messenger RNA. RefSeq lists its product as uncharacterized. The record is from RefSeq and is a predicted model, not a curated record. Gene Ontology annotation, molecular function: nucleic acid binding. NCBI's taxonomy places the organism in Eukaryota, Metazoa, Cnidaria, Anthozoa, Scleractinia, Pocilloporidae.
AUGACUUUGAAUGAGAUAAGAGGCAAUGGUUAUUGGAUCGUGGGUGGAACAAGUGCAUUUGGAAGCUACAUCUGGAGCUGUGUGGUCUGUAGAAAGAUGUGUUCUGCAGUGGUAGAGCAGAAGAUGGCAGAUCUGCCAGAGGACCGACUAAAACCUGCUCCACCUUUCACGUUUUGUGUAGUGGACUACUUUGGCCCCUUUUCCGUCAAAGAAGGCAGAAAAGAAAUGAAGAGGUACAGAGUUCUAUUUACAUGCUUAGCUUCAAGAGCCAUUCAUUUGGAGACUUCCACUUUGCUUGAAACGGAUGCCUUUAUAAAUGCACUUUGUCGUUUUACAUGCCGCAAAGGGCUGAUUUGCCAACUACGAAGUGACCAGGGAACGAAUUUCGUUGGCGCCAAGCAUGAGUUAAAGGCUGCACUUGCAGAACUCGACCACGAACACAUCAAAACAGAAUUACUUCUGGGGAAUUGUGAUUGGUUCACCUUCGCUAUGAAUGUUCCGUCUUCUAGCCACAUGGGUGGAGUUUGGGAGUGGCAGAUCCGUACAGUCAGAAACGUCCUGUCCCCACUUCUUCAGAACAAUGGCCUACGGCUGGAGAACAAGUCACUUAGAAUGUUCAUGUGCAAGGUGGAGGCCAUCAUUAAUAGCCGUCCAUUGACAGUUGAUCUCUUAAAUGACCCAGGUUCGCUGAGCCCCUUGACACCAACCCCCCCUUGCUCACUAUGA